GGGUGGGUGGGGGUGUGAAACCCACACACAGACACGCGCACAACACACGCACACAGGCGAUUCAUCAUCACUUCAGUGCGCUCGAAGCUGGGACGAUAUAGCCGGCAUGGCCACGCGUGUCUUUUUCAGGAAGGUAAGCCAGAAACUGCGUGGCUUUGCGGCCACGUGGUUGAACAAUGAGCAGUAUCCGUGGGUACGAAGACCUCCCCCCCACACCCCCCAUGGUUCACCAUUAAGAGCAGCAGAGGUGACACGACUCCCGGCAGCAGCGAUUCAGCUCCAGCACCGGCCGUGCGGCGAGCGGGCCUAUAGCCAACAGGUGCGGACGGUGACGCUUAUUCCCGGUGAUGGCAUCGGACCCGAGAUCUCCGACUCCAUCGUCAAAGUCUUCGAGGCUGCAAACGCCCCGAUCCAAUGGGAGGAGAGGCAGGUGACGGCCAUUAGAGGGCAUUCUGGGAAUUGGAUGAUCCCCAGCGAUGCCAAGGAGUCCAUGGAGCGGAAUCUCAUCGGACUCAAAGGUCCGCUGAAGACGCCCAUCGCCGCGGGCCAUCCGUCCAUGAAUCUGCUGCUGCGCAAGACCUUUGACCUCUACGCCAACGUGCGUCCGUGCGCGUCCAUCGAGGGCUACAAGACCCUGUACAGCGACGUGGAUCUGGUGACGAUCCGCGAGAACACGGAGGGCGAGUACAGCGGCAUCGAGCACGUGAUCGUGGACGGCGUGGUGCAGAGCAUCAAGCUGAUCACGGACACGGCGAGCAGGCGCAUCGCCGAGUACGCCUUCGAGUACGCGCGUGCCAACAAGCGCAGCACCGUGACCGCCGUGCACAAGGCCAACAUCAUGCGCAUGUCAGAUGGGCUCUUCCUGCGCAAAUGCCGCGAAGUUGCAGAAAACUACAGGGACAUCGAGUUCACGGAGAUGUUCCUGGACACCGUCUGCCUCAAUAUGGUGCAGGACCCCACCAAGUUCGACGUGCUGGUCAUGCCCAACCUGUACGGGGACAUUCUCAGUGACCUGUGUGCUGGUCUCAUCGGAGGGCUCGGGGUCACUCCCAGUGGCAACAUCGGAACUGGUGGGGUCGCCAUCUUUGAGUCGGUGCACGGCACGGCGCCGGACAUUGCCGGGAAGGACCUGGCGAACCCCACGGCGCUGCUGCUGAGCGCCGUGCUCAUGCUGCGCCACAUGCAGCUGCAGGAGUUUGCGCGCCGCAUCGAGGCCGCCUGCUUCGACACGAUCCGCGACGGCAAGGUGGUUACAGGAGACCUCGGUGGCCAUUCCAAGUGUUCGGAGUUUACCGAAGAGAUCUGCCGCCGGGUGAAAGACCUCUAAUCGGCACCGUCCGCUAUUUAUUUUUGUCGUUAUGCUGCUCUCUACCGCUAUGGCAACUACGUGCUCAGCAUUAGCGCUGAAGGUGCAAAAAUAAUAAUAAUAAUACCCAGUCUGUUGCACAAUUAUUUUGCACUCGUAUUUCGCUGUUGUAUUGUUAUAAAUUCAGAAAAAGAGUGGUGGCGUGCGUGCGAGUGUUUAACGCUGCCAAGGUCAAACGGCUCUCGCAUUUUAACGUCGGAAAAUGAACCGCACGGCGAGAUGGGCUGCCGUCUGGCAAUCGGCAGUGGCGGUGACGAUCGUGGAUGUAACGGCACAGCUGAUGAUGCAAACGUGUAUUUUUCUUGGUUAUUAAGAAGCGGUGCUGAUAUUCACUUCCUAUAUGUAACGCACGCACACACACACUCUCACGAAUCCACGCACGCGCGCGCACGCACGCACACACGGUAUCAUUAAAUGCGGACAAUCAACUUGGGUAGCGACUUUAAUUAGAUGUCUGUGCAUUUUCCCGAGGGUGCUCCCUGUAGCGCACAGAGCAUUUAAAGAAAAAAA
Molecule: messenger RNA, 1876 nt
Organism: Petromyzon marinus (sea lamprey)
Lineage: Eukaryota; Metazoa; Chordata; Hyperoartia; Petromyzontiformes; Petromyzontidae
Product: isocitrate dehydrogenase [NAD] subunit alpha, mitochondrial
Biological process (GO): tricarboxylic acid cycle; isocitrate metabolic process
Cellular component (GO): mitochondrion
Molecular function (GO): isocitrate dehydrogenase (NAD+) activity; NAD binding; magnesium ion binding
Source: RefSeq, a predicted model, not a curated record